This is a messenger RNA of Cryptomeria japonica (Japanese cedar), 1495 nucleotides long. Its product is annotated as meiotic recombination protein DMC1 homolog. The transcript has 15 exons. NCBI's taxonomy places the organism in Eukaryota, Viridiplantae, Streptophyta, Pinopsida, Cupressales, Cupressaceae. Gene Ontology annotation, molecular function: single-stranded DNA binding; double-stranded DNA binding; ATP binding. Gene Ontology annotation, biological process: reciprocal meiotic recombination; DNA repair; DNA recombinase assembly. The record is from RefSeq and is a predicted model, not a curated record. The coding region runs from base 140 to 1183 and encodes 347 amino acids. Gene Ontology annotation, cellular component: condensed nuclear chromosome; nucleus.
GAAAAAAACAAGUUUGAAGAAGCCCAUCCUUGUGCAGUAUUUAAAGGGAGGGUAGAGUCUGAAACAGAGUAUACUGGCUAGUUGAAAAGAUUGUUUUCUAUUCUGCAGUCUGCGACUUUGCUCACAAUAAACAGCAAAUAUGACAGUGGAACGCAUGGAAUUCAGACCAGAAGAUCAACAGCUUCAGCUGAUUGAUCCUGAGCAAGAAAUCGAGGAAGAAGACGACUCUUUUGAGUCUAUAGACAAACUCACAGUGCAGGGGAUUAACGCUGGAGACGUGAAGAAGCUCCAGGAUGCAGGCAUUUACACAUGCAAUGGCCUGAUGAUGCAUACAAAGAAGAGUUUGACAAGCAUUAAAGGACUUUCUGAUGCAAAAGUAGAUAAAAUAUGUGAAGCUGCCGAGAAACUUGUCAACUUUAGCUAUAUGACUGGAAAUGAAAUUCUUAUGAAGCGAAAAUCUGUUGUCAGAAUCACAACUGGAAGCCAAGCUUUAGAUGAGCUUCUUGGUGGUGGAAUCGAAACGCUAGCAAUAACAGAAGCUUUUGGAGAAUUCAGAACUGGAAAAACUCAACUAGCUCACACACUUUGCGUUUCGACUCAGCUUCCGCUUAGCAUGCACGGAGGCAAUGGAAAGGUCGCUUACGUCGACACCGAGGGAACCUUCCGACCAGAUCGUAUCAUAUCAAUUGCAGAACGUUUUCGAAUGGACUCUAACGCUGUCCUUGACAAUAUAGUUUAUGCUCGUGCAUACACUCACGAGCACCAGUUCAACUUGUUGGUUGGCCUCGCUGCAAAGAUGUCGGAAGAACCUUUCAGACUCCUUAUCAUAGACUCGAUAACUGCUCUGUUUCGAGUAGAUUUUACCGGUCGAGGGGAGCUUGCAGAGCGCCAGCAAAAGUUAGCGCAAAUGCUUUCGCGACUUAUAAAGAUUGCAGAAGAAUUUAACGUGGCUAUAUACAUGACGAACCAAGUGAUUGCUGAUCCGGGAGGAGGUGUAUUUGUGACGGACCCGAAGAAGCCAGCAGGGGGUCAUGUGCUGGCGCAUGCUUCCACUGUCAGGCUUAUGUUCCGCAAGGGCAAAGGAGAGCAACGGAUCUGCAAAGUUAUCGAUUCCCCCAAUUUGCCAGAAGCUGAAGCCGUUUUUCAGAUAACAGGAGGGGGCAUUUGUGAUGCUAAAGACUGACUGACCCUCAUGCAUGGGUUGAUGACUUAACAAAAUCUCAUACAGAUCUAGAGUCUAAUGAGCAAUCUACUAUACUGCUUUCCAAACACAAUAGAAUGCAAUGCACAAGGACAGAACACAGCCUUUUCUCAUUUCCCUUCCAAGUGGUUUCCAUCAAAAUGCGUGAAGAGCGGCUGCUUUGAUGUGUAUUCUGAACUUCUACCUUAAUUUCAAUAUAAAAAUAUGAUAUAAAAUACCUACCGACGCGGCUUGGGGUGGGGCGUCGAACAUGAAUAAAAAGGACGUCUUUCAAUGGAGACUAUUUGUUUUUUU